This is a messenger RNA of Thyridium curvatum, 3954 nucleotides long. RefSeq lists its product as uncharacterized. Gene Ontology annotation, cellular component: cytosol. The coding region runs from base 1 to 3954 and encodes 1317 amino acids. Gene Ontology annotation, molecular function: 5-oxoprolinase (ATP-hydrolyzing) activity. Gene Ontology annotation, biological process: glutathione metabolic process. The transcript has 7 exons. The record is from RefSeq and is a predicted model, not a curated record. NCBI's taxonomy places the organism in Eukaryota, Fungi, Ascomycota, Sordariomycetes, Thyridiales, Thyridiaceae.
AUGAAGACGAAAGGAGCUGGCAUCACGAUCGCUAUCGAUCGUGGAGGCACAUUCACAGAUGUGCUGGCCAUCAUCCCAGGUAGACCCGACCUGUACUUCAAGUUACUGUCGGUCGACCCUGCUCACUAUCCCGAUGCUACUAUCGAGGGCAUCAGGCGAGUGCUGUCCACCGUCAGGGGUACGGAGAUACCCCGUGGUGAGCCCCUGGACACUUCAGAUGUUGCCUCUAUCCGCAUGGGCACGACUGUCGCCACCAAUGCUUUGCUUGAACGCAAGGGUACGAGGUGUGCCCUGCUCAUUACCAAGGGCUUCGGCGAUUUGAUGGUCAUUGGCGACCAGUCAAGACCGAAUCUGUUCGACCUGAACGUAAGGAAACCGAGUGAGCUGUACGAGAGAGUUGUAGAGGUCGAGGAGCGUGUCACAGUGGAAUCGUUUACCGAAGAUCCUCUGGAACGCGACUUCACCGAGUUGGUGAAUGGCAACGACCUCAAGUUGGGAGUGACAGGCGAAGUUGUCCGAAUUGUUAAGCCAUUAGAUGUGGCUUCCGUCACGGCACAGCUCGAGGCGCUGUAUGCCGAAGGUAUUAGGAGCUUGGCAGUUUGUCUGAUACAUGGCUACAACUUCCAAGAACAUGAACGUCAGAUCGGCGAGAUUGCCGCUGCCAUUGGCUUCACCAGCAUCUCCUUGUCUCAUGACCUCUUGCCCGUGAUCAAGCUCGUCCACCGUGGCCACUCCACCACCGCAGAUGCAUAUCUCACUCCCGAAACCAAGAAGUACCUUGACGGCUUCAUGAAGGGCUUCAAGGCAGGUUCGGAAGAGCACACUAGAAUUGAGUUCAUGCAGUCCGACGGUGGCCUCGUCGACUAUCGGAAGUUCAGCGGCCUCCGGGCUAUCUUAUCUGGCCCUGCUGGUGGUGUCGUUGGCUACGCUCGUACUAGCUAUGACUCUAACGACCCCAAGCCCGUCAUCGGAUUCGACAUGGGUGGCACAUCAACAGAUGUCUCCCGAUUCGGCGGUACUUAUGACCAUAUCACCAACUCGGUCACUGCCGGCGUGCACAUCAGCUGCCCGCAAUUGGACGUGAACACCGUCGCCGCGGGUGGUGGAUCCAUCCUCUUCUUCCGCAACGGCGUCUUCGUUGUCGGUCCCGAGUCGGCCAGUGCGCACCCCGGCCCAGCCUGUUAUAGGAAGGGCGGUCCGUUGACUGUCACCGACGCCAACCUCGUCCUUGGCCGGCUGUUGCCCGAGACGUUCCCCAAGAUCUUUGGUCCCAACGAAGACGAGGCCCUGGGAGUAGACAUCACCCGCAAGAAGUUCGUCGAGCUGACAAACACUAUCAACGAGAGCAUCAAGGGCACCCGCCCCGCGAUGACAGUAGAGGAGGUAGCCCUUGGCUUCCUGCAAGUGGCCAAUGUGAACAUGUCCAAACCCAUUCGCGCGCUCACCGAAGCUCGAGGCUAUGAUGCUUCCGCCCACAACCUUGCCAGCUUUGGUGGUGCUGGUGGCCAACAUGCUUGCGACAUCGCCCAGUCUCUUUCCAUCUCACGAGUCAUCGUUCACCAGUACUCAUCAAUUCUCUCUGCGUACGGCAUGGCAUUAGCCGAUGUCGUCGAGGAGCGGCAAGAGCCCGCCUCGAAGGCUUACGAGGAGUCCACCGCAGCAUUCUUCUCCGAGCGCCUCGAGGGGCUCGAAAAGCAAGCCCACGAUGCCUUGUUGGCGCAAGGAAUCGACGAAAACGCGAUCAAGAUCGAGAGGUUCCUCAACAUGCGCUACCAGGGCUCUGACAGUCAGCUCAUGAUCGCCGACGAGGAGGGUGGAUACAUUUCCAACUUUACUCGCACGCACAUGCGCGAGUUCAGCUUCAUCAACGAGACGCGUAAGAUCAUCGUAGACGACAUCCGGGUGCGUGCCAGCGGCUAUGCCCACCGUGUCGACGAAAGAUCUUUCAUCAAGGACUUGCAGGCGCUGGAGAAGAAGCCAGUCGUCAACACCGACAAGACUCAGUUCAGGGAUGUCUACUUCGAGGGGGGCUGGAAACCCACACCAAGCUACUUCCUCGGCGAUCUGACUCCCGGAUCCGUCGUCGACGGCCCAGCCCUAAUUAUCGACAGCACGCAGACCAUCCUCGUGGCCCCCUCCGCCACCGCCACCGUCCUCGCCCGCCACAUCGUUAUUGAUCUGGUCCUCAACAACAAGAAGUCGGUCGACUCGCGUGUCGUCGACCCGAUCCAGCUCGCCGUCUUUGGUAACCGCUUCAUGAGCAUCGCCGAGGACAUGGGACGCACCCUACAAAAGAUCGCCAUCAGCACCAACGUCAAGGAGCGGCUCGACUUCUCGUGCGCCCUCUUCGAUGGCGGCGGUGCCUUGACGGCCAACGCGCCCCACGUCCCUGUCCAUCUGGGCAGUAUGUCGCGUGCCGUCAAGAUUGCCAUGAACCGCUGGAAGGGCGACCUGCACCCCGGUGAUAUCGUCGCCACGAACCACCCCGUUGCUGGAGGUACCCAUCUUCCAGAUAUUACCCUGAUCUCGCCCGUCUUCGACAAGACCAACACCCACGUCGACUUCUUUGUCGCGGCCCGCGCGCACCACGCCGAGAUUGGCGGCAUUGCCCCCGGCUCCAUGCCUUCGGACUCGGUUGAGUUGUACCAGGAGGGCGCUGCCUUUGAGCAGUGGAAGAUCGUUGCCAAGGGCCACUUCGACGAUGCCGGCGUCAAGCACCACUUCCUCGACGUGCCUGGCUCGUACCCCGGAUGCAGCCCAUCGCGACGCGUUCACGACAACAUUGCCGACCUCAAGGCACAGAUCGCGGCUAAUCAGAAGGGCAUCAAUCUGAUCCACGGCCUGUUCGAGGAGUACGACCGAGACACUGUUCUAUUCUACAUGCGGGCGGUCAAGACUACCGCCGCGGCAGCUGUCCGCGAGCUCCUGCGGACGACGGCUAAGAAGUACGCCGGCCAGAUGCCCCUUACCGCCGUAGAUUACAUGGAUGACGGCAGCCCUAUCGCUCUCUCUAUCACGAUUGACGAAAAGGAGGGUACUGCGACGUUCGACUUCACUGGCACGGGUCUGGAAGCCUUCAACUGCCUCAACGCCCCUAUCGCCAUCACCUACUCUGCAAUUCUCUACUGUCUACGUUGUCUCAUCGGCACAGAUAUUCCCCUCAACGAAGGCUGUCUCGAGCCCGUCACCGUCAUCGUCCCCGAAGGAACCCUGCUCAACCCCUCUGCCAAUGCCGCCGUGUGCGCCGGCAACGGCUGCACAUCCCAGCGCAUCACCGAUGUCGUGUUCAAGGCCUUCCAGGCCUCCGGCGCUAGCCACGGCUGCAUGAACAUCCUGUCCUUUGGUAGCGGCGGCUACGACAAGGCGAGCGGCAAGUUCAUUCCUGGCUUCGGAUACGGCGAGACGAUUGCCGGCGGCGUCGGAGCUGGCGAGGGCUGGCACGGUUACAGCGGCAGCCAGGUGCACAUGACCAAUACCAAGAUCACGGACCCCGAGAUCCUGGAGAAGAGGUACCCCGUGAUCCUGCACCAGUUCCGCCUGCGGCCCAACUCAGGCGGCAAGGGCCGCUGGAGCGGCGGAAACGGCGUCAUCCGCGAGAUGGAGUUCACCGAGCCGAUCCACGCCUCGGUCCUGACGCAGCGCCGCGUGUACGCGCCCUACGGCAUGGCCGGUGGCGAGGACGCCCAGCGCGGCGUCAACUACCUCGGCCGCAAGAUGAAGGACGGCAGCCUGCGCUGGAUCAACGUCGGCGGCACCAAGGAGGUCGACCUCAAGAAGGGCGACCGCAUCCAGAUCUGCACACCCGGCGGCGGCGGCUACGGCAAGCCAGGCCAGGCCGGCACAGAGGAGGCAGCAGUGGUGGCCAACGGGGCGGCGAAUGGGUAUGCGGCGCAUGUGCCGAGGGCGAAUGGGAGUUUGCAUGCGUAUGCCAGCGAGCAGGCGGCGUCAAAUUAA